Molecule: messenger RNA, 3994 nt
Organism: Tribolium madens (black flour beetle)
Lineage: Eukaryota; Metazoa; Arthropoda; Insecta; Coleoptera; Tenebrionidae
Product: integral membrane protein GPR180
Exons: 5
Coding region: 449-1969 (506 amino acids)
Biological process (GO): response to pheromone; G protein-coupled receptor signaling pathway
Source: RefSeq, a predicted model, not a curated record
UUGAAGAUCUGGAGUAAAACAAACUUGUGGUCGGUUGUAAAGUGUCAUACAAGUCCACAUUAAACCCAGACGGGUGUCUCCUAAAGUAAAUAAGGUGUGUGAAAACAUAUUAGAAAUAUUUUUUUAUAUUUACCUCCAACAUCAGUGAUAAUCCAAUCUGGCAUCGCCAAACUCACAAUCGCAAAAAUGUCGGCUGCCAUAAAUAAUGUUCCGGAAAUUAGAGUCAACUUAUCCAUCGCUGGUAAAUAUGAACGCAAGGUAGCGUCCCAGUUAAAAAAAAAUUCGGUAUAAGUUUGUUGACGCAAAAAGUAUUAUUAUUAUUAUUAUUUUGUUGGUCUUGGUGAUCACCUGAUCACAGCAUCACCAAUAUUACAACACGAAAAUUCCUGUAAAAUGUCAAUAGACCUAACCUGUCAUCACCUGUCAGUUGCCAUAUUUUCAAAUAAAAAUGCAAAACAGAAACAUCAUUUUGCUGGUUUUCAUCGUAAUAGUUUUGUGUUUUAAAGUAAAUCAGUGCACGCACCUAAAAGGAACAUUUAAGAGUAAUGAAUUUUUCAAAUUUUUGGUUAAAUUCGGUUUUCAAAAAACGGACAGACAUCAGGCAGAUGCGACGCAUGGAUACAUUUUCGGAAAUAUUACAUCUGACCAAAAUUUUCCGGUCCCUGUCACAUUUGCAGUACUGCAGAGACCGUAUUUCUUAAAAUAUUAUCAAAACAGAGUUUUGUACGACAAGGAGGAAGCAUGUAAACGCAUGUUUAGUAAAAUAAGCACACAUGCCUAUGAAGGAAAAUGUAAACCCAGGGGGCAAGAUUAUCUACGGAGAAUUCCGUGUCCAAAGGGAAAACUCUGUCUCGACGAGGAUAAAGCGUGGCGUGUGGUGAAAGGACAUCAAUUUACUUAUGUGAUAGAAGACUUCAAACAACCUUCUUUUUGGUAUGUCUCUAUGGUGGCCUGUUAUCUCAAUAUGACCACUUGUGAGUGGCAUCACUAUGAACCUCCAUCAAGGCAAUACACAAUACAUUAUGACUUGUGGCUAGUAAAUGGAAAUCCAAAUAUCUCGUCUUAUAAUACUUUAACUUACCAGUUUUCGUUUGACCGUCAAAAUACAUUAGAACUCUACCUUCUGUUCUGGUUGUGUUAUAUGGUUUUAGUUCCUUUACAAUGUCAUGCUGUUAAAACACAAAAACACCCAGUUACCAAACUGUUCACUGCCAGUUUGCUCUUAGAUUUUAUAGCUCUUUGUUUAAUUUUAAUCCACACUUUAAAAUUUGCUCUUGAUGGAGAGGGAUACCCAAAACUAGCAAUGGCGGGAGACAUUUUCGACAUUCUUUCAAGGACAUCAUUCAUGCUGCUUUUGUUGUUACUUGCCAAAGGAUGGGCUGUUACACGCCUGGAAUUGUCAUGGAAGCCCUUAGUUUUUGCAAUUUGGUUGUGUUAUGGAAUAGUACACAUACUUUUAUAUGUGUGGAAUUUGACUGAAGUAGACAUAAUAGAAGAUAUUGACGAAUACCAAACUUGGCCAGGAUGGCUGAUAAUAGUAUUUAGAUCUUUAAUCAUGGUUUGGUUUUUAUAUGAAUUGCGCACAACGAUGUUGUAUGAACACAACAUGCAAAAAUUAAAUUUUUUAUUACACUUUGGAGCGUCUAGUCUAGUCUGGUUCAUAUAUUUGCCAAUCUUAGCUCUAAUAGCCCUGCAUGUGUCAGCUCUGUGGCGAUUUAAGCUCCUAUUGGGGAUCACGUAUUCUGCCGAUUGCUUCGCAUAUUGCGUGAUGGCGCAUUUACUGUGGCCUACACGCUCCGAACAGUACUUUUUACUAAAAGGCCCUUCAUCGGCGGAUAUUGAAGAAUUGGACGAAUUUAACGAAGCUCCACACAUUGUGAACAAUUCCUACUCAUCACUAAGUACAAUGAGUUCAAUAGAAAUUUGCCGAUUUGAUGAAGCACCUAAAAAUAAAGCCGUCAGUGCGUAAAACUUUGUGAUUUAAUUUAAUAUGUUAGCACGACUAACUUGGAAAUUAUCGUCAAUUUGUCUGUACAUAGAAUUGUUGAAAAUUUUGACGUGCAGUUUGCGUAUGUGUGCAAAUAUUGAUUUAUAUUUACAUGUUGUUGAGCGUAUACAAAUGUUUUUAAUGAUCUUAUGAUGAAUAUGAUGAUUGCCAAAGACUGUUAUGUUAAAUAUUUACAAAAAUUUAUCAUCUCAUGUAGCACCUGUAUAUAGUCAAAGUUUAAUGUGUUUUUACAUUGUGGAUAUUAUUUUUAUUGCUCAAUCUUUCGUUUGUAAUGUUAAUUAAGGAGUAGAAGUUGUGUAUGUUUGUGUUUGUGUACACAAUAGUGCAAAAUUUACAUUCUUUUAUUGAUCAUUUGAUCACGAUUUAUUGGAAUUACGCUUGAAAUUGUGUGUAGCACAUGAAAAAUUAUUAUUUUUUCUUCACUCACUGCGGUUGUAACUAACUAGUAAUUUCUAGUGCCAAGUGUUUUUACAGAAUGGUUACUAUUUAUGUUUAAUAUUUUCAAUUACCUUUUAGUAUUGGAUUUUUGUACUGCCGUGUGAAACAAGUUAUUUUAGUGCGUGAUACAUUGCAAUUUCCUUUUAUGUAGAUUGUCAAUUUGAAACAUCGAUCAAUUUAAUGUAAAAUAUUCUUAUAACACAAAUAAAUAAUUGCAAUAACUGAAACAUUUUUUGGUAAAGAUGUUUGUGAGAUAAAGUAAAGAUUUUUUUUAUUUCAAAGAUUUAUUAACUAGAAAAUUCUUAUUUUCUAUUACUUAUCAGAAUCAGUUCAUUGAUCAUAAAAAUCCUACUAAUUAAGUGACUAAUCCUUGUUUCCUCUUUUCUUCAUACUCUGACAUACAUUUUCUAAAAUCAGAAACUUGCCGUUGGCAUUUCCUCCAGUCUUGUGUUUCUGCUAUGCAUUCCUAAAUAAAUUUAUAUCAGAAUAAUUGGUGUAACUAAUUAAUUAAAUAUUAAUUUAAACCUGGACUUUGUAAUGAUGAUUAAUACAUCCGGUUUUCUUUAACAUUUCUUCAACAGGAUCAGUGAUUUCUUGUUUUCCAUGUGGAACACUCAUAGUGGAGAAAUUUUGAUUUUAUUUAACAACAAUGAGGGAUUAUUUAAUGCUAAAUUAUAUGGGUAAUUCGUAACUCACUUUUUAUUUAGGUUAUUAUGUCUACAAAAAAAAUUAUAUUUUAAAAAACUAUUUCCUACUGCAAUUUUAAAGCCUUAAAAUAGGAACUAAAGAACAAAGCUAAAUAGGUUGCUGUUGCUCAGUCAUCAGCAGGCUUAUUCUACGAUUUCUAUUAUUUCUAUGGCAUUAGGUUAUGUAAUACAAGGAACAGAAGGCGGGAAUGUCAAGCAAAUUAAAUAUUUUCUUACUAAUAUUAAGAUAGUAAGAAAUAAUAAAUUUUGAAAACUCGUUUCGUUUACUGCUUUAAGUAAAUUCAGUAAUCAACACCUCUUAUUUUUAGUGCCUAACUUAUUUUACACCCCGUGCCCCAUUACUGCCAUUUCAAAUUUCUCAAUCUCCAUGCCGACGGGCAACCAUAAACUGGCAACGAAACAAUUGUGUUUUUUUAAUAAAAUGGGUCACAAAUAUUUGAUUUUUGUGUAAAAGAAAAAUUUGUGUAUAACAACUGGACCCCACUGAUAAAUUUAGAGCUAAAAUACUCCACAUUAUCAUACAGAAAAAACAUGAAAAGUGGCUGAUUGGCAAUUGAGGUGGCAUAUGACAUAUAUACGCCUAGUUGUUACACAGAAAUCAGAUGUUUGUGACCUAAACUCGCGGGCAAAAUUAUAGCAUCACAUGGGAAAAGUGAUUUUUUAUUGAAAUAGCGCUUGAAAAAAAAAUAAAUGCAUCCAAAAAUUAAUUAAUUAACUAAUUAACGUUAAAGCUUGUCGCCUCACUGGCAACGUCUAUAUUAUACCACUUUAUAUUUUCUGUUCUCUGUACAACCUGUAUUAGCUCUAAAUAGGUAUAUCAAUAAAGUCUAGUUAUAGCAGA